Leguminivora glycinivorella is the source of this 1576-nucleotide messenger RNA. RefSeq names its product alpha-(1,3)-fucosyltransferase C-like. Gene Ontology annotation, molecular function: alpha-(1->3)-fucosyltransferase activity. The record is from RefSeq and is a predicted model, not a curated record. Gene Ontology annotation, cellular component: membrane. The coding region runs from base 299 to 1552 and encodes 417 amino acids. Lineage: Eukaryota; Metazoa; Arthropoda; Insecta; Lepidoptera; Tortricidae. The transcript is spliced from 4 exons.
UCCUCAUACUCAUAGCAUCAAUACUUCUGCGUGGGGUAUUUAGUUAUGAUAUAAACAAUACAAAUUUUAAACAAUGCACUUUGCAGGAGUAUAUCGAUUCCGCAUGCAUUUGAUUUGCAAUUAGAUAAUGAUAACAAAUGAUUAAAAUCCACUUCAUGUGAGCCACAAUGAGCGUGGACAAGCUAGCUCUACGUAUCCUAGUUGCAAACGUUCUGAUAGUGGCAAACGCAAAAUUAUAAAGUUGGUGGCACUUGGCAGUGGCAGACGGUGAAACAUUUCACAACUCGGCAAUAUCGAUAUGAAUUCAUCGACGAAACGCAAAAUAUUUUUUACGAAUAUAUUAGGAUGUUUCAUGCUAUUGGUAUUUAAUCAAUUGGAUUUUACCAGACGUGCUACAAAGUUCCAGGUAUUGUCAAGUUACGUAACCGACUUACGUGCUCAGAACGGGACAAAAUACAUAUUAAUCUGGACGAACCCUGAUAAGGAACCAAUUAAAUUAUGGGGUCCAGGACAAGAACAGUUUAUUAAACGUAAGUGUAAAGUUAACAGUUGCUACGUUACCCCAAAUAGGACUCUCCUACAGAGCGUGUCACAAUUCGAUGCAAUUGCGUUUCAUGGCCCUGAUAUAAAAGGUAAAUACUUGUCGGUCCCAAAAGUACGGAGUAUGCAUCAAAAAUACGUAUUCGUCAGUAUGGAGUCAUCACAUUACUACCCGAUUUGUGACAAGAAUUUCGAUGGAUUUUUUAAUUGGACUUGGACGUACAGGUUGGAUUCUGAUGAAUCUUACGGGUACAUAACCAUCAGGAACAUUACGGGUGAUAUCAUUGGCCCUAAUAAAAUAAUGAACUGGGUUGAACUAGAUUCCAUGAAGCCUAUUGAUAAAAAAACAAAAGCUAUGUUGGAUAAGAAAAAUAAGACCGCUGCCUGGUUUGUUUCAAACUGCAAUAGUUUGAGUAAAAGAGAAAAGUAUGUCGAAAAGCUGCAAAAUGAAUUAAAAAAAUACGGUUUGGGAGUAGACGUAUUCGGUGCUUGUCGUGGGGCAUCGCACACAUGCCCAAGAACCAUAGAGCAUGAGUGCUUCAAGAUGGUUCAAGAGGAGUACUAUUUUUAUCUUUCUCUUGAGAAUUCGUUUAGCGAAGAUUACGUAACUGAGAAAUUGCUGACAGCGCUUCAGAAUUACGCGGUGCCGGUUGUAUUCGGAGGAGCUAACUACACGCGAUUUAUGCCAGAUGGAAUUUACUUGCACGGGGGUGAAAUAAUGCCUUCCGACUUGGCGAAAGAAAUGAAUGACAUCAUAAAAGACAAAGACAGGUACUACAAUUUCUUCAAGUGGCGUAAUCAUUAUUCAUACCACCCAAGAGAAGAGGCGCCAGAUUCCGACGGCCUGUGCAGAAUAUGCGAGAUGCUUCACGAUGAAACUCUUGUGACGAAGGAAACUGUGCACAAGGAUAUCAGAAACUGGUGGAACGGCCCAGAAGCAUGCUCUCCUCCAGCGUUUCACGGAGCUGUAUAUAUGAUAUAUCUUGCGCAACAUUCGGAAAUCAUUUUCUAAUAAUAAACGUUGACAGCUUGUAAA